UGAUGUAGUUAGUUUUUAGCAAAACACCAAAAGACCCGCCAUAAUGCUGGCAAUCUGUUCCUCUCUUAGAGCCUCUCCUGUUCCUCACAACAACCCAUCUCUGCCUCCAUCAACGCCGUCCAUCAACAAUCACCAAAACUCAAUCUUGCCCAUCAACCGCCGAAAUCUCAUCUCUGCUUUUCUCACUCUCUCCUCCACAACCCACUUCGUGGAUUUUGGUCUUCAAUCAAUAUUCUCACAGAAAGCUUUUGCUCGUGGCCUAUUUCAGAUGCCCCCGGUUCGCCUCACCAACCGGUACUUUCUGGUGAGGGCUGGGGAGUCUGAAUUUGAGAGCUUGGGGAUAAUAAACACGAACCCGGUGGCGAAAACAUCGGUUGAUAGCGGCUUGUCGGAGAGAGGGAAGAAGCAGACAGUGAAGGCAGCUUUUGAGUUGAAGGAAAUGGGGGCUUGUGAAAAGGGCUGUUGGAUUUGGCCUUCCAUCACUCAGAGGGCUUACCAGGCUGCAGAGAUCAUUGCAUCAUUUAAUGGGAUUGGUCGAAGCUAUAUUGUCCCAGAGUAUAGCUUUCUGGAUGCCCGUGGAUUGGGAGCUUAUGAAGGAAAGAGUUUGGAUUCAGUUUCAGAAGUAUAUGCAUCAGAUAGUAUUUCUCCAACCACAAAGCCUCCUCCUAUUGACGACGGAACCCCGAAUGAGAGUGUUGCAGAUGUGUUUGUACGCGUGACACAGCUCAUGUCGAUCCUCGAGACUCAAUACUCCGGUGACACCGUGAUCAUUGUCUCACCAGAUUCCGACAAUUUGACGGUCCUCCAAGCCGGUUUAUUAGGCCUCGAUCUGCGACGGCACAGAGAACUUUCUUUUGCACCAGGGGAAGUCAGAUUUGUUGACCCAAGUAGCAUACCUACUUACAAGCAACCUGCAUCUGCUGUAUAUAAAUGUCUAAAUCCACCAAGCUGUAACUAAAAUGAUUUUCUUUUAUUUAGUUGAUAUUAAAGCUUCUGCAAAUCAUGUACCAUAUCAUUAGCUCAAAUUUGUUAUCAUUUUAUUUUAUGAGAAGAGAAAAACUUUUACGCUUGUAAUAUUUUAUGGUUGUAAC
This is a messenger RNA of Morus notabilis, 1091 nucleotides long. RefSeq lists its product as uncharacterized. The record is from RefSeq and is a predicted model, not a curated record. The transcript is spliced from 5 exons. Bases 44 to 958 code for a protein of 304 amino acids. NCBI's taxonomy places the organism in Eukaryota, Viridiplantae, Streptophyta, Magnoliopsida, Rosales, Moraceae.